AGCAUUUGUGGUUGCAAUUUGAAGAUUUUCUUUAAGAGACGGACCACUUUUCACAUGCAACCAGUUUAUAACUGUAUAUAAACCUCCCAUUUUCUGAGCACCCUGUGGUUUUCGGCAAGCACCAUCGCAAUGGACUGGUACUCUUGGUUAUCAAAAACUGCUCUUGAGCCCUCGCUUGUCUAUGAGUAUAGCCUUGCCUUUUCUCAAAAUGAGCUAGAAAAGGAGGACUUAGCGUCCUUCAACCAUGAGUUUCUUCAGAGCAUGGGAAUUUCAGUUGCCAAGCAUAGGCUGGAGAUUCUCAAGCUCGCUAGGAAGGAAACCGGAGAAGCCCCUAACAGCCUUGCCAAGCUCAUUUUGGCAAUCAACAAGACAAGAAAGUGCGUCAACAAGUAUGUUAACAAGUUGGUUCAUCAGGAGAAUCACGCGAUUAAGCCGUUUCCGGAAUCGGUUUGUCAUCAAGAUCAAUGGAGAGUGGCACUGACGUUGUCACGGAAGGCCAAGAACAAAAAGGAGCUGAUGAAGAUAGAGCAGCCAGUGGUGAGAACAAGGAAGGUUGCAAAAUCCGGUCCCUUGGAUUACAGAGGACAAGACAAGUUGUUGGUCCCUCCUAGAAGCUUGAAAUUAUCAGGACCUCUUGAUAGAAAAAUGCAGGAGAAGGUGAUAUUCAAUUACAGAAGCCCCAUCACUUCUGAUCCUGCUGAUAUUGCAAUGGCAGCACAAGAGAGGUUGAUGCUCACAAAUGGCUGUAGGAGCCCAAAACUCUCUGUACCUCUUUGUUUUGUAAGAACUCCAAGCCCAAAGAUUUACGGCGAUCACUACAAACAAGAAAAAGCAGGUGAGGACUAUGAUGAUCAAACAUUGUGGGCAGAACUUUUUCAGGACAUGAAACCCACUUGAUCAUGUCUGAGGAAUCUUUCUUACUUUUGUUGGCUAAGUCGAGUCAUGCUCAUUCAAAGGUAACAACUGCCUUUUUUAUGCAUGUGAAUCUGAUAUAAGGUUAGUACUUGCUAGCACUGGACUGUUUGUAUUCUUUCUGGAUUCAUGUAUCCUAAAGUUUCUA
This is a messenger RNA of Hibiscus syriacus, 1060 nucleotides long. RefSeq lists its product as uncharacterized. Bases 130 to 897 code for a protein of 255 amino acids. The record is from RefSeq and is a predicted model, not a curated record. Gene Ontology annotation, molecular function: protein binding. The transcript is spliced from 2 exons. NCBI's taxonomy places the organism in Eukaryota, Viridiplantae, Streptophyta, Magnoliopsida, Malvales, Malvaceae.